Messenger RNA from Haemonchus placei, 665 nucleotides. NCBI's taxonomy places the organism in Eukaryota, Metazoa, Nematoda, Chromadorea, Rhabditida, Trichostrongylidae. The record is from the annotation of a GenBank genome assembly.
AUGAGGCAAUCGAAGAAAUGGAAACUGAAAGGUUGUACGAAACUCACAAAAAUGUUUCACUCAAAGAUAUCUUAGGACACGGCACCUACAGAUACUGCUUCUUCCUGGUUCUUUUCUGUGCUUUUCUACCCACGUGUUCCGCCUUGAAUAUGAAGCUGCAGUACCUGGUUUCAUGGCUGAUUAGCUACGGCAUGUCACAAUCUCAAGCCACCUCGGCGAUGACAGCAAUCAGCAUUGUGUCCCUACCGCUGUGCUUCGUGUCACCACUGUUUAUAGAGCGAUGUGGACGUCGUAAAGUCUUUAUACUGAUCGCAGCGCUUUGCACCCUCGAAUGGGUUUUUUUCGGCAUGGCGCAACUACUUCAUGAUGCGGGUGCUACGGAUUUGAGGUUUUCCCAGUUGCUCAGUGUUUUUGGAGCCACGUUGGGUCAAUGUGCUGUCAACUUGGGUCUUUUGGUCAUGGCACCAAUGAUGAUAUCCGAAGUGUGCCCUCAUAACACUAGAGCCACUAUAUCUCAGUUGACUCAAGUGUUACCUGCUGCUGUGGGAACGGUGGAAGUGUUGUUAUUCCCACACCUGCGUUCCUGUCUUGGAGCAGGAAUUUUCUUCUUUUUUUCGGCAUGUUGCGCACUACUUGUAAUCGCUCUCUAUAGGAAGGUUUGUUGA